This is a messenger RNA of Nannizzia gypsea CBS 118893, 1920 nucleotides long. RefSeq lists its product as hypothetical. The transcript has 3 exons. The record is from RefSeq and is a predicted model, not a curated record. NCBI's taxonomy places the organism in Eukaryota, Fungi, Ascomycota, Eurotiomycetes, Onygenales, Arthrodermataceae. Bases 1 to 1920 code for a protein of 639 amino acids.
AUGCCUUGUUUUAAGGGCCUUGCAGUCAGCAUUCAUACGCCCAAUGGGCCACUUGCAGAAUACUCAGUUCAGCGCCAUUCUCGUGCUUCUCGAAUUGCCUGCUACAUCCCAGUACCGCCUCCCAAACUUCCCAACUCGGCUACUGGGAAGCCAGAGCAGUCGACAUUCGCCAUAUCAAUCACCCUCCUCACACCGGGUCUGACGGUCCCUUAUUCCACACCAAAAGCCACGCCAGAUAACCCUUACCCCAGACCGAAGAUUGUGGGAGGCCUUCCGGACCAGCCUAGUGCUGGGUCUUCCAUAGGCCCAUAUCAGCCCAUGACAGCCUCGCCGCGAGAAACGGUUGCAGCAUAUAUCUACUUUGAUGGUAGACAGAAGGAAGAAGUGGCCACAUUAUUAAGAAGAGGUGAAGAGACCUGGGUCAAUUCGAGGUGGGUGGGUGUUCCGCUGUCUGAAGGUGGCGGGCUUGCCGAACGAGAAUUCCUGUUUCGUGAAGUCGGCCUGGAACGGUGGCUUAAUGGGUUAGAUCUCGAGGGCAAGGAUGCAGCCGAGAAAAUCGAACGAAGACGCCAGAAAUUGGAGAAGAGGAGGCGGAAACGAGAUCUGCAGCAACGCAGUGAAGAUGCUGCUAAUGCGACUGCGGACGAAGGCAUGGAUCUAGAUGACAAAAAGCCGAAGCUAUUGCGGGAGAAGGGUGUUCUUCGAUAUGGAGCAAAUGAUCAGUCGCCCGUGGAGCAGCUAUCUGACGAUGCGGAUUUGCUAUCCUCAGACUCGGACCUGGAGGAUGACGACCCUAUACCAGAAACGGCCGGUCAGAUCAAAGUAGCCUUGUUCCGGGUCUUAGCUUCGGGAGAAAUCAAGCGUGGAGAGUACUCCCCUCAGUUUGAUGCCCAUGACGAUGAUGAAGAUACGCAUGGUGGCACUGGCGGUGGCCAGGAGUCAAAUGGAAACGGCAAUGCUGCUGAUGUAGAUCAUACCACCAGCUUUGCGAAACCAAAGUCGCUAGACCCGAAGUCCAUCAGCACUCAAACGGUUACUGGAAUUGACCCCACUGACAAGCCGUAUGCUGUCUUUACAUUCAUGUAUAGGGGUGAACGCCAAUUGCAGAAAAUGGGGAUAUUAAAGGAUCCCAAGUCUCAAGACAAGGAACCUCUAAAGUCAGCUCGUCGAAAGUCUACACAGCCUGAUUUUGCGAAUAUCAAGCCCCUGAAACCGGGUGGCACCACCGGUUUUGUCGGCUUUCGAGAUCGUGAAAAGGAACUGAAGACCGGCAAAAGGAAGGGUCCCAAUGGAAGCGAGGUUGACAGUGACGACGAUGAGGAUGACGAGGGUGUCUCUGUUUCCAUUGUUGGUAAGGCAGAGGACGAAGAGGAGAAAGAGGGCAACUCUCUCCUAACCCCAGAUGAUGCCAAGCGGCAGGGUGAGCUUGCAGAAGGUGUUCGGCAGAUAAAGCUCAAACGACAGCACUCUGCCGAGCCUUUGUCCGCCGCGGCCGGUCUCGCAGAUCCCGCGAGAGCCUCGAAAUCAAGCACUCCUGGGUCAAGGCUCUCCCCGCCGGUAACAACCAGACACGACUCCACACCGCCUCAUAGUAGUCUACCGAAGGAGACAAGUAUGAAUCUACUCGAUAAUGACGCCUAUGUUGGCAGCCCGCUCAAGAAGCAGAGGGCAAGCAUAUCUGAGGAUAUUAAUCGACAGGGGGCAGUGACCGGCUUAUCGUCUAAAAUUCACGAGAUCAUGGAUACUACUGCUGCUGCUACACCGGCCACAGCUGCUGGUGAAACCCAAAGCAAUUCGAGCUGCAUGACCAACCACAAUACAGGCACCAACGUCGCUAACGACGGUCUGCGCGGGGGUCUGCUCUCGGAGGGUAUAAUGCAGUCUGAUAUAAAGUCUCCUGGGUUAGAGGAGGAGUUGUAG